AAUAUAUAUGAACCAAUAGGAGCCAAGGGUCAAAACCUGAAAAAUUAAAUACAGACUGAUUCAAUCUUAUAUAUAAGGCCACUAUCAAUGCUUUGAGAAGCCGUCUCUGGUCAUAUAUUCAAAGCAAGAGCACAAGAAUAGAAUUAUUCUUUGACCGAUCAAUUUUACCGCUGGCCGGCACCGCCAGACUUCUUCAAACUCAUCAAGCUAAGUAAUCUUCUCAUCCCCCAGUUCCUCAAACAUGGAUAAUCAUUCCGAUUUUUCGAGUUCUUACAGAAUCUCGUAGUUUAGCUUCUAUCAAAAUAUGAUUUGGGCUAGCUCCAUUUCUUCCAUCCUUUUCGCACUAGUUAUUUUUCUCCUUGUUGCUCGUUUUCUCCGCAGAACUUCGGUUCUGUACAUUCUUAGGCAAUCGUGGAUUUCCUUCGAAAACCGUCUUCAUGUGUACCAGUCCUUCAAAAUCCCACUGUACAAUGAGCAUUUCCAGGAAAAUCAACUUUACCGCCAAAUCCUCUCGUACCUUAAUUCAUUACCUUCCGUAGAAGAUUCUGAUUACACAAACCUCUUUUCCGGUUCCAAUCCCAGUGAAAUUUUCCUUCACCUCGAUGCUAACCAGACGGUUCACGAUUCCUUCCUCGGCGCGAAAGUUUCCUGGACGAACAGGAAAUCCGAAGGAGACGCGAAUUCAGCAAUGGUUCUCAGAAUUAAAAAGAAAGACAAACGCAGAAUCUUCCGCCCUUAUUUCCAGCACAUUCUCACGGUAGCGGAUGAAGUUGAGAAAAGAAGAAAAGAUGUCAAACUUCACAUGAAUUCUGAUAGAGAUGCUAACUCGCGGUGGCGAUCGGUUCCAUUCACCCACCCGGCGAGCUUCGACUCGAUAGCGAUGGACGCCGAGCUAAAGAACAAGGUGAAGUCCGAUCUCGAACAGUUUAUGAAGUCGAAGCAGUACUAUCAUCGAUUAGGUCGUGUUUGGAAACGGAGUUAUCUCCUCUACGGUGCAUCCGGGACAGGGAAAUCCAGUUUCAUCGCCGCAAUGGCCAAAUUUCUCUGUUACGACGUCUAUGACAUCGAUAUCUCCAAGGCUUCGAACGACUCCGACUUGAAGACUCUUUUGUUACAGACAACAAGUAGGUCCGUGAUCGUCAUCGAGGAUCUCGAUCGAUUCUUGACAGGGAAAUCAACGGACGCGAACUUGCCAGGUGUACUGAGCUUCAUGGACGGGAUUGUAUCGUGCUGCGGGGAAGAACGCGUGAUGGUUUUCACAAUGAACGUGAAGGACGAGAUUGAUCCAACGGUGAUGAGGCCAGGGAGGAUCGAUGUUCACAUACACUUCCCGUUAUGCGAUUUCUCCACCUUCAAGAUUUUAGCGAGCAGUUAUCUGGGGGUGAAGGAGCACAAGCUUUUCCCGCAGGUGGAGGAGGUUUUCCAGACGGGGGCGAGACUGAGCCCGGCCGAGAUCGGCGAGAUUAUGAUAUCGAAUCGGAGUUCGCCAAGCCGGGCUUUGAAAACUGUCAUCACGGCGUUGCAAAGCGAUGGGAGGAGGGGACGGAAGUUAAGUGAAAGUGGGUCGGGUCGGAAUAGCGUGGAUUUGGGCGAACCCGAUGGGCUUUACUGUAGAGAGAGUGUUCACACGGUGAGGGAGUUUCGCAAGUUGUACGGACUCCUUCGGUUCGGCAGCAGGAGGAAAGAGGAGAAUCUGCCUUCGGGGCCCACGGAAAAGGAUGCUUCACAAGCAGAAGCAUAAAACUUGUUUGGGUCGGAUCAAAUGUAUGUCCGAAUCAAGAAGUUAUUUACUGUACUCUUUUCCUCCCUCUUUUCCCAUCUUACGAAAGGACUGUUUGCUGAAAAGAGCAAUUAUAUUUUAGACUCUUUUUUUUUUUUUUUGAAAUGGUAAAUGAUGGAACAUUCUUUUUCCUUGCUUGACGAGUUCAGAAUGCUCAAUUGUUUCUUUAUGAAGAAGAUAUUUCAG
Molecule: messenger RNA, 1966 nt
Organism: Neltuma alba
Lineage: Eukaryota; Viridiplantae; Streptophyta; Magnoliopsida; Fabales; Fabaceae
Product: AAA-ATPase At2g46620-like
Exons: 1
Coding region: 305-1741 (478 amino acids)
Molecular function (GO): ATP binding; ATP hydrolysis activity
Source: RefSeq, a predicted model, not a curated record